AUGCCGUUUGGAGCAUUUCCUCCGCAGCCGCGUCGUCGAGUUGUUGUUACUGGCCUUGGGGCAGUCACUCCACUCGGUCACUCCGUCGCCUCCACUUGGGCUGGACUCUGUAAAGGCAUUUCCGCUACUCGCUCUUUGGCGGAAGCCCCUUUCUUUUUUCCCGCAUGUUUGGAAACGGAUCGUCGACUCUCAGAAGAAGCGAAAGUAAAGUGUCGUCAACAAUUGUUAACUGCCAUGCCAUGUCAAGUAGCGGCUGCGGUUAUGCCAACAACAAAAACAACAAUAAAUGCAGAAGGAGGGGAAUCAUCUCAGAAUAUGUUUGCACCAACCUCACGUGAGUCCCGCGCCACCUUGUUUACACAUCAUGCUGUGGAAGAAGCACUCAUACAUGCAGGAAUUCUAGAAGCCGAUGGGAAACGUUUUCACGCACCGUGUGCGAUGGACCGCAUUGGUGUGAACAUUGGUGUGGGAAUCCCUUCCCUUGCGGAUGUCAGUGAUGUUGCGUACAAUCUAUACGCUGAUCCCUUACGUGUAAACUACAGCCGUGUGAAUCCCUUCUUUGUGCCAAAGAUCCUUGGGAACACACCUGCUGGUUUAACGGCCAUCCGCUACGGUCUCACCGGCCCUGUUGGCAGCGGCGUGGCGGCGUGUGCGACUGGCGCGCAGUGUUUGGCGGAGGCGGCCUCGUGGAUUCGCAGCGGGCGGGCGGAUGUUGUGAUCUGCGGAGCUGCAGAGGCCUGCGUGACGCCAGUGGCGAUGGCGGGCUUUGGGCGCAUGCGGGCACUCUGCACAAAAUACAACGACCGUCCACAUGCCGCCUCACGUCCAUUUGAUUCCGCACGCGGCGGGUUUGUGAUGGGCGAGGGAUGCGGUGUAGUUGUGCUGGAGGAACACGAACACGCACAGAGACGAGGGGCAACCGCCUUUGCGGAGUUACGCGGGGUUGGACUCGCAAGUGAUGCACAUGAUAUUGCCGCCCCACACCCGCAGGGAAGAGGCGCGCAGUUGUGUGUGCGAUCGGCACUACUCGACAGUGGUGGUGUGCCAGCAGAGGCCGUGGUGUAUGUGAAUGCACACGCCACAGGGACAAUUGGUGAUGAUAUAGAACUGCGAGCACUUGAUGCUGUGUUGAAUCACAAUAAUAAUAAUAAUAAUAAUAAUAAUAAUAAUAAUACUGGUCAUAAUGAUAGUCAUGAUAAUAGUGGGAGUAACAGUAAAAGAGAACGGAGUAGACCAUUAUGUGUGAGUAGUGUAAAAGGUGCGAUUGGUCAUCUUUUAGGGGCAGCAGGUAGUGUAGAGGCGAUUGUGGCUAUUAAAGCUCUUUACCAUCAACUUGCACCACCCAAUGUGAAUUUAGAAACCCCAUCUGCCACAGAUAUGGAGUGUAUAAUUCUACCAAAAGGUCAGACUCCACAUGAAUUUCGUGGAGAGGCGGUUAUCUCAACAAGUUUUGGAUUUGGUGGUGUGAAUACGGCACUGCUCUUUACACAAGGAGAGACGGCAAAGGAAAAAGGGGAUUAA
Trypanosoma theileri is the source of this 1521-nucleotide messenger RNA. RefSeq names its product beta-ketoacyl synthase family protein. NCBI's taxonomy places the organism in Eukaryota, Euglenozoa, Kinetoplastea, Trypanosomatida, Trypanosomatidae. The record is from RefSeq and is a predicted model, not a curated record. Gene Ontology annotation, biological process: fatty acid biosynthetic process. The transcript has a single exon. Gene Ontology annotation, molecular function: 3-oxoacyl-[acyl-carrier-protein] synthase activity. The coding region runs from base 1 to 1521 and encodes 506 amino acids.